This is a messenger RNA of Amphimedon queenslandica, 1170 nucleotides long. Its product is annotated as major facilitator superfamily domain-containing protein 1-like. Gene Ontology annotation, molecular function: transmembrane transporter activity. Gene Ontology annotation, biological process: transmembrane transport. The transcript has a single exon. NCBI's taxonomy places the organism in Eukaryota, Metazoa, Porifera, Demospongiae, Haplosclerida, Niphatidae. The coding region runs from base 1 to 1170 and encodes 389 amino acids. The record is from RefSeq and is a predicted model, not a curated record.
AUGGAUAUUGAUACCACACAAUAUAACCUGCUCUUUCUCGUGACCACAUGGCCUAACAUAUUUGUAUCAGUGAUAGGAGGAGUGAUAGCAGAUAGACUAUUAGGUCGAAGAGUCAGUUACAUGAUAUUGAUAAUUAUCAUCCUCACUGGUAUACUUGUGUGGUCUGCCGCUAGCUUUUUCAACCUUUUCUGGGUCGUAUUGGUCGGCCGGUUCUUCAUUGGAAUUGGAGCCACUUUGAUACCAGCUGUCACUGUUAUGUUUUUCAUCAAUUGGUUCGGUAAGAAGUAUUUCACACUAGCAGUGUCAAUUGGUGGCACUUCAGCACGACUUGGUGGUGCAGCUGCUUUGGCCGUACCUCAAUUCAUUAACGAGCAGUUAUGUUUCAUUGACGAUCCCUCAUAUCGUCUUGGGGCUACAAUAUUAGUAGGAGCUGGUCUGGCAUGUGUUGGAUUAAUGGUGGGUAUCACUGUAGCUAUGCUGGACAUGUAUAGGGAGACGUUUAAAGAAAAGAAGACACAGAAAGCCAAAAGAAGCAAAAUGAAGCACAGCGAUUUUAAGCAGUUUGAUGAUCGGUUUUGGCUGACGGUUUUCAUCAUUAUUUUCUAUUCAAUUGUAUUUUCAUUUACUGGCAUUGGGCAAGUUUUCUAUGUACAAAAGUAUAGUCUGUCACUAGAGGAAGCAAGCAUUGCAAAUUCAUUUGUAUUCAGUGCUACAAUACUAGCUACGCCAAUAAUUGGAUAUAUAGUGAACGGAAUUGGACACCACAUACUAUGGACUAUGGGAGCCAUUACCAGUGCUUUGGCUGUGCACCUAGUUCUACUCAUCACUUCUCCAGGGCUUCACUUCAUACCUUAUACCACUGGUAUCUUGUAUUCGGUGUCUUAUACGAUAGUUGCAGCUGCUUAUUGGCCUCUUGUUGGUCUAAUUGUGGAAAAGAGUCAGAUAGCAACUGCUUAUGGCAUCAUGUGCAGUAUGAAUAAUCUCUUCUGGGGUCUACUGUCGAUUGUCUCAGGUUUCAUCAUUGAUAUCAGCGGUUACUUUGUGUUAGAGAUAAUGUACUCAUCGUUGUUGUUUCUAAUACUAAUGAUAUCAGUGUUAGUGUUAAUGAUUGAUCUCGUAUCAGUGAGAUCAGUGGUGAAUGCACCCGGUACAUGGAAAAGAGAGGACUAA